Molecule: messenger RNA, 4639 nt
Organism: Vitrella brassicaformis
Lineage: Eukaryota; Vitrellaceae
Source: the annotation of a GenBank genome assembly
UUAUUGACCUGGCGGGAUUUCAUGAGGUUGUGGUUCGUUUCCCUCGUCAAUUUUGGCGCUGAGUGAGUGGAUGGUGCGGUUGAUGUAGCGCCGACACUGCUGCUUCUCACUGGCCGCAAACGGCUGAGACAGCGACUUCAACUGAGAGUGGCCCGACUUGCCUGUAGACAAGAAGAGCAACGACUCAUUUUGGCUGGCGGGUCUCCUUCCAAUGCUUACCCGCGCUGGCUGCGAUGUGUUGAAUGAGUGCCAUGAGCUGCCUGGCGCGGCCUGUCGAUGGCCGCGGAACGGGCACACCAUACAGCUCAAGAGACACACACUCUUCCGCAUCAUACCCUGGCAGCCAGCCAACACACACCCACACCCACAUGAUGUUGUGACUGAGUCGUUUCGGUUACCAGUGAAGGCGAGCUGUGCCAUAAUGUUCUUCCACUGCUCCUGAGUCAACGUGGCCCUGUCGCCCCUCGCGCCCCUCUCAAACGCUCCCUGUGCAUGCUGCUGCUUGACGGCCAUCCUGCCAAGCUCACUCACGGUCUCCUUCCUCAGCUCUCGCGAUGUGUUUGGGACAAUGUCCAGGUCUUUGAGCAUCGUCAACAAGUCGGCCAUGCGGAUCACCUUAGACCCCUGAAGACGCAGGCAGCUGUUUGAGCGGGCUGGUUCGCUCGCCGGGCGUGUUGUGUGUGCUCACCUCACCUGUGCUUGCUGGUCGCGUCCCCUCGGAACCUACACAUUCACAACACAGACAUGGCCGCAUUGCUGCAGGGCGUGUUACGUGAAGUGUGUCUUUGUCCGUUUGGCUUGCGUCUCUUACUGACUGUGUGAUAGGACCCAAACAGGCGGUCAAGGGGCGUCUGAUAGGCCUUGAACACCUGAUUCACCUCCGUCUCCUCCUGCCGAGUCAGGUCCACCCACCGCACCACCUCUGCCGGCUUCUCUGCCUCAAUUGGUCGUUGAGGCCUUGCUCUGGCCCUUUUGCUGGGAGACCUAGCCACUUGGCCCACAGGCUUCUCUUCCGCAGCUUGUGCAGGUGGCGGUGGGGCCUCAGCCUCAUUCAUCGACGCCGAAGGGACGGAUGAGGCGGCUGCUGGCGGAGGGGCGCGAGGCUUCCUCUUCUCAUCCUUCUCCUCCUUCUUGUACGGCUCGCGGUGGGGCUUGCGAGGUGCUUGCUUUGCUUGAGGCGGCUCGAUAGGCUGAUCAAUCGACCACCACAGACAAGCAAAUGAGCAGGCGAGCAAGCAAACGUCGCCAUUGCCUUCUGUGUCUGCGUUGAUGGGCCCACCUGCGAUACGGUUGUAGGUGUGGUCCUGUCUGCCUCUCCCUCCUCCUCUGUCUGUUCGUCAUCCGCCAUGAAGUCCUCACCCUCAACACCCAUCAUGACGUCCAUGUCCCGCCGCCGACGCUCAUCGUCCUCCCGCUUCAGCUGGGCCAGGAACUCCUCCUUCGACAGCCGCCGCAUCGUCAUGGCCUCCUCCUCGGCCUCGACCGACUGCAGCUCCUUCAGCAGAGACACUUCUAGCGAGGCGAGGUCUUCUUUCCAGUAGGCCGCCAGGACGCGCAGCUCCUCUUGGAAGGCGCCGAAGGUGCGGAAGUAAGCCCUGGGGGAGGUCAAGAGGGGUGCGUCUGUGUGCAUGGACAUCGAUCGUGUCGCCUUUCUUUGCGUACCGACACAGGUCAAAGAUGUCCCUCUGCAUGAUGGUUGACACGGCCGGGAGCUGCAUCUGGAUGAGCUUGGCCAGCACCUCCACUGCCACAGUCCGUUGAUGCGUCUUGGCCCUCUCAUCUUCAUCCAGCAGCACACCGUCCCUCGAGGAGCCCUCAGGGCUGGGCACUGGCUGAUUGCGGACGAUGCUGGUGAGAGCGUUCUUGGUGAAGCGCGACAGCCACUGCUGCAGCGCCGUGUCUGCGGCGAAGCGUGCACAGAUGAUCAAGAGGGGGAUGGUGGCCGCACGGCUGAAGAUGACGUCAUUCAACACAUACUGCCCAGAGAGGUCGGCCAGAAGCAGUGCGUGGCGGGGACCAAGCCUGCAGACAGAGACAUGAAGAGAGCACUAAAAAGUCAGGUUCACGGGCGCCUCAUCGGCCUGCGUGACCUUCUAUGUUUGGCCAUGACGAUGAAGAGCUCCAAGUCCCUCAUGCUGCCCUCCACCCCCUGCAGCUUCAGCUGCUUCACGUAAGGCUCGAUCAACACACCUACAGGGACGCCAUGCGUCGUCUUGAGAAACUGCGCCAGCCUCGCCACCAUGAAGUCCCUUAUUGGAUUCUGCGACGACCGCAUCAUGCAGCAUCUAUCGGCCACCUCCACACCGCCACCUUCUCCUUCUGCCGCACUCCCACGCGGCUGCCCCAUCGCCCCCAGCUCGAUCAGCGUAAACACAACCGUCCGGUACACGAGGGGCGUCAGUGUCGAUCGCCGAGCGCACAGCUCGUCCAGGAGGGAGAAGAAGCAUGUCAGGGCCGUCAGCUGAAUGGUUUUGCUGCGGUUGAGGGCAGAGGCCUUGAGCGUGCCGAGGAGCCUGGCCGCCAAGUCCUCCUUGCGGGCCAUCUGGACGGCAUAGAUGAGCCAGACGUCCGUGAGAAGCAUGAGCGCCUUCUCCCGUGUGGAGCUGUCGCGCCCUGUGGCCGCCUGUAGAGCCGAGAACUCCAUGACAUACUCCGCCGCCCCCUGCCGCAGAAACAGCUCCAUGGCCGUGCGGUUCCUCAGCAGCGGCAUGAUCAGCUCGUGCACGCUCUCCAGAUAUCUCGACGCAUCUGUGGCGAGCUGCUUGAGAUGUGCAGCCACAAGGGGCAGGAAGGCGUGUUCGGAGCAGUGCUGGAUGACGGACAGAGUGGACGUGCGGAUGGCGGGGUGCGUGUCCAGCAGGGUGAGUGUGUGUCGGAGGCAGCCGGACUGCACGAACCAGCUGUAGAGGUCCUCUGACAGGUGGGCCUGGCCGAGCUGCGUGGCGCAUGUGCUCACCAGCCGGCACGACCACUCAAUCACCUCAGCACUCGGAGAGUGAAACCCUGCACACAACACCAAACAGAAGUUCGUUCAGCCGCCGCGUAUUCUUUUGUUGCUCCUUCUGACCUUUGGCGAGCAGAGACAUGAUGAGUGGGAGUGGCGCGGGAUCUUCCACCAGCAACUCACACAGGAAGUUUGCCUGGUACAUCUGCAGCCUCUCCAGCCAGCCCGCCAGCGCCCCAUAGUCCCCAUGCAGCCCCGUGUGCAUCAGCCUCCCCAACAGCUUCCCGCUCUCAGCCAGCAGCGCCAUCGUCUGUGCCGGCGACAGUUCCAGGUCACGUACGAGCGAUAAAGCUAGCAGUUCCAGGGCAGAAGUGGCGUGCUCCGGCAUGCGCGAGGGCGUGCUCAGGGCCUCCAUGUCCAACAGCGCCACUCGAUGCCGAUUGGAAUCGUCCGGACUGCUUGGUGUCUCCUCCGUUCUCCUCGGCGUAGAUCUCUCGUGGUUGACGUGAUUGUUGAGGGCGACGGGGGGUGGGAGGGGAGGGAAGUUCGGCAGCGGCUCGCUUGCCCGUUCGUGGAUCGGUGGGGGAAGGGAAGGCGCCCUCGGGGCUGGUGUCUCGUCAACAGGGAGGGUGGGGUGCGGCUGCGCAGGCCGUUGGGCGCUCUUCUUCCUCUUGCCAGCAGACGGCGGACUGGAGAACUGCAUCGGCGCCCUUGGUUCUUUUUGCGGUGGGGGAAGGGGUGGGGAAGCAGCGCUACUGCUCGCCUGCGGUGGGCGUUGUGCGUAGCCUCCUUUGUGCUUGGCUGCAUAGCCGGACUUGUUUCGAGCUGCUUUGGGGGACUGCGAUGACGCCCUUGGGCCAUCUGUCGCUGCCGAAGGGCCAUCUGUCGCUGCCGAAGUCGACGCGUUGGCCUUGGUUGCUUCCCGCUGCUGUGCCUUUGGGCUGACGGAGGAGGCCAUUCUCGAGUAGCCCUGUUUCCCCUGACCCCCCUUGCUGUCCUUCGCCGCCCUCUCCUGCUGUUGCCGCUCGUGCAACCAAUCUUUGUAGACGCCAUGCAGCUCGGUCAGCAGCUCGGUCAGCAUCUCCGUGUCGCCCUGGGCUAUGAGGCCUCUCGUAUCAGCGUCCAACUCGACGUCGAACUCCUCAAGCGAUGCAGACAGCUGCUCCCAGUGCAGGAGCUUCGCCGAGGGUGAGUGGAGGUGGGCGUUGACCUCAGGCACCGUUCUGGAUAUGCCGUGCUUCCGAAAGAUGGCCUUGAGCAACUCUGCCACCCGAUGACCGUUCUCGAAUGUUUGCACCACGAGAGGCGGGAGGGGCACCUUUCCAUUCUCUGGCAUGGGGCUGCGGGACGACGCGGCGAUUGGCGGCUCUUUGACAACGCCGAAACUAUGGAUGAACUUGUAUACCUCAAUGGGAAGCUCCAUCGAGCUCACAGACACGCUGCUUUGACCAGACGCCAUCAGUCAACAGAGUUUCGACCUGAACCUGAAGGACAGCGCAUGGCAUUGCACAUGCCACAUUGUCACACGCAUCCAUCCGUCUAGUGCGACGCACUUACCUUUGCCUCUGAGUCUUGAGCGACACACUGACUGACAACAGACGCCCUUUGCUAUGGUCUUCGAGGGGAAAGGACUUGAAGGAAAAAGACUGCGGGCUUGGGGGAUAGUGGGGGUCAAGACUGAUGCAUGCAACAGGG